Cyclopterus lumpus (lumpfish) is the source of this 1965-nucleotide messenger RNA. It is a transcript of the gene zfyve19, whose product is annotated as zinc finger, FYVE domain containing 19. The coding region runs from base 212 to 1501 and encodes 429 amino acids. The transcript is spliced from 11 exons. Gene Ontology annotation, molecular function: phosphatidylinositol-3-phosphate binding; metal ion binding. Gene Ontology annotation, biological process: mitotic cytokinesis checkpoint signaling; abscission. The record is from RefSeq and is a predicted model, not a curated record. Gene Ontology annotation, cellular component: cleavage furrow; midbody; centrosome. NCBI's taxonomy places the organism in Eukaryota, Metazoa, Chordata, Actinopteri, Perciformes, Cyclopteridae.
GGUUUGGAGAGAGCUGAUUGGAGGAGCCAGAAACCGGAAAACGAAGCUGGACGUCACAUUGUGUCUUCCGGAAUUGUUCCUGUUUUGAUUACAGCAACGUUGAAAGGUUGAAAAUGGGUAGCUAGCAGCGAAAUUAUUGUUAAUAGAGUCCGUUUUCUUACCAGCUAGCGCAAUAUCAACCAACUUUAAAUUGCCUGGCUCACGUGUCGACAUGGACAACCGUUGUUAUUGUUGUGCAUCAAAGUUCAGUCUGUUCAAGAAGGAGCUGGGCUGUAAGAGCUGCGGCCGCUCCUUCUGCUCCAGCUGUUUGACUUUCAGUGCUGUGGUGCCUCGCAGUGGCAACACACAGCAGAAGGUCUGUAAGCAGUGUCAUGGGAAUCUGACAAGUGGAGAAUCUCCAAACACUGCUGGAAAAUGGUCUCCUCCUGAAAAUUAUAAAAAACGGGUUGCUGCAUAUGAGGCCAAACAGCAGGGACAGUCGACACAGCCUCCAGCACAAGGAGGCAGUAGAAACAGUAAAGCAGGGCAUAUACCAACCAAAGGCCUGAGUAAAGAAGACCAGGUUAUUGCUGAAAGACUUCAGAAACUGAAGGAGGAUACUGUACCAAAGUCCAUCCCCUCUGAGAAAGAGCUAGAGUCUCGCCUUGCUGCUCUGAAAACUCCCAGCCGGACAGUGCCUUCUGUAGGAGAGAUGGAGGACCGCCUGGCAGUUCUACGGGGUCAGACGCCAUCAUCUCAAGCUCCUCCACCUGUGCACCAGCCCCCAGAUAACAGGACUCAAACUGAACAAGCCAAUGAUCUGAUUACUCAGAUGUCAGAAGAAGUUGCCAUAGACGACCAGCAAUCAAAUCCUGAAUGCAGUGUAGAUAGCCAUAUGAAUGAUCUAAACAAGGGGGAGGGGGGAACAUUGGAUGAGAAUUUGGAGGAGAACCAGGAAGGAGACAAGCAGCUGGAGUCCGAGAAGGCUCGAGUCAUGGAGGAAGCCUUGGAGGAGCUGAGGAAAGAGCGCCAUUCCCAGGAUCAGAUCCUGCACAUGGCCAAGAGGAUGGCGCAGCUGAAGGGGCAGGACCCAGACAAAGUUACUAUGGAGGACUUUCAGCAUCCUGACAGUGAGGAGGAGACUGAGGAAGAAGCUGUGACGAGAGUGUUAAAACAGCUCUCUGAAGAGGCUGCAUUGGAUGAGGCAAGUGGCUACAACAUACCUUUAGAACACAGUGGACCAAAGAACACAGAAAUGAAAAAACAGUCAAAGAAACCGACCCAGGCUCCAGGACCCAAGAGUAGGAUUUCCACAGCUGCCGUUGCACAUCAGCCAUCAGACAGUGAUGAGGAGGAGCUUCCAUGGUGCUGCAUCUGUGACCAUGAUGCCACUAUUCGCUGUCACAACUGUGAUGGAGACCUAUACUGCAACCGCUGCUUCAGGGAAGGCCAUGAUAAAUAUGACAGGAAGGAGCAUCGCACCACCAACUACACUGCGCCAAAAAAGAAGAGGAAGACUUGAUAGUGAGAUGUGCUAUAGGUGUUUGCCUUAUCAGGCUCUGGUCAGUCAUCACUGUUAGACUUGUGCUUUAGACUUAAGUGACCUAUUAUUGUUAAUAAAACUGUAUCUUAGAAGAUUUAAACACUACCUAUUAUUUAAACAAUCUGGUACCCCUCAUUUUAACCUCAACUUAUCUUAUCCAAUCUGCUCAAAGUGGCUAUAAACAUGUGUCUGCGUAGACUCCAGAAAAAAGCAGCAUCUUCUUUCUGUAAUUGCUAAAAGGGAUCUAAAUGAACUGAACCAAUAAAAACAAUGGGUAACAUUUAUGGUUAAGCAAAGCCUACUAAUAGAUGUACACUGUAAUGUAAUGCAAUAUGUAUAAUAUGAAAAAAAACAAAGCUCCUAUUUCAUUCUGUUAAGGUAUUUUAGCAAAACUGCACAGCUUCUGCAUACAAAAUGUUUUAAACUGUCUAAACAAAUAAGAA